Messenger RNA from Trachemys scripta elegans, 2272 nucleotides. RefSeq names its product RAB9B, member RAS oncogene family (gene RAB9B). Gene Ontology annotation, molecular function: GTPase activity; GTP binding. Gene Ontology annotation, cellular component: late endosome; lysosome; phagocytic vesicle. Gene Ontology annotation, biological process: Rab protein signal transduction; retrograde transport, endosome to Golgi. The transcript is spliced from 4 exons. The record is from RefSeq and is a predicted model, not a curated record. Bases 287 to 892 code for a protein of 201 amino acids. NCBI's taxonomy places the organism in Eukaryota, Metazoa, Chordata, Testudines, Emydidae.
GCAUGCGUGGUGGUGGGCAGGGCGGGGUACACACCGGGCUGGCCGGCGGCUGCCCUCGCCAGUCCCCGGCUCAGAGGUGUUUGCAGCAACAUAUGCAGAACUGGGUAAAGUGCUCUUGAAGUCAAGCCGCUUUUGACAAGGGAUUUAGAGAGGAGUAUCAGAGGGUUUCAGCUGUCAGUGUGAAUGUAACGAUCGCGAAAGGUGACAGAUUGACAAUCCUGGAGACUGAAGUCAUUUAUCACUAGAACAGGUUGUCCUACUCCUGCACUCCUUCUGUGUUGCUGCAAUGACUGGAAAGUCCCUGCUCUUAAAGGUCAUUCUCCUGGGGGACGGUGGAGUUGGGAAAAGUUCCCUCAUGAACCGUUAUGUCACCAACAAGUUUGACUCACAGGCUUUCCACACCAUAGGGGUGGAGUUCUUAAACCGCGAUUUGGAAGUGGAUGGACGUUUUGUGACCCUCCAGAUUUGGGACACAGCAGGACAGGAGCGUUUCAAGAGCCUGCGAACCCCCUUUUACAGAGGAGCAGACUGCUGCCUGCUGACCUUUAGUGUAGAUGACCGCCAGAGCUUCGAGAACCUGGGCAACUGGCAGAAGGAGUUUGUCUAUUAUGCAGAUGUGAAGGACCCUGGCCACUUUCCAUUUGUGGUCCUGGGCAACAAGAUAGACAAACUUGAGAGGCAGGUGACCACAGAAGAGGCCCAAGCAUGGUGUUUAGAAAAUGGGAAUUACCCUUACCUGGAAACCAGUGCCAAGGAUGACACCAAUGUGGCAGUGGCCUUUGAGGAAGCUGUGCGGCAGGUGCUGGCUGUGGAGGAGCAGCUGGAGCAUUGCAUGUUGGGGCACACCAUUGACCUGCACAGCAGUUCCAAAUCAGGAUCUUCAUGUUGUUAGGAGUCACCUAGGGAUUGUACCCAGGACUGAUUGUUUAAAUAGAACAAGUGCAAAUGGCUCUUGAGCAUGCUGAGGUAUGCAGACAGAAAGGACAAUGGGUGGGGUCACUGGCUGUAGGAGUCGCAGCCUUUCUAGCUGUAUAACAGUUGGAGUUUAUGGGUGUGAAGAAGAGGAUUAGGGGAGAGAACUAAUUAGGUGCAUUUGGAAGUAGUUCUCCCCCCUCCCUUCCUUCUUUCUAACAGAUCUAAGGACAGGGUUAAUCUGAGAGGGUUGCAAAUUAUGGUCUGUGCCAAGAUCUAUUCACAAAAUGAGACUUGCGGAGUGCUAGACAUUCCCCAAAUUAUUUUAUUAAUGAACUGAAAAGUACUAAGCCCACUAACCUCUGCUGCACCUCAUGACUGUACAUUGCCAAAGUAAGGUUUGAUCAGGUUGCUGCAAAUAAUAAAACCAAAUGGGAAGAUUUCAACCUGGAAUUGGCAUAAGGGUGCCAACUAUAGGAAUGACUGACAUAGUUCUGUUGCUUAAAUUAAUCCCUUGGCAUCCUGACGUGCCCUAGUCUUUCUGACGCUCUCAAAAGAAACUUGCAGUGUGGUAGAAUGAUGCUGUGAGUGCAUCACACUGGAAAGUAACAAUGUUCCAAUCAUUUGAAGAACAGGGUAUGAGGGAGUGGAGUAUGUUUGAAUGUUGCAGCCUUAAUUCUAGACAGCUGCCUACCUUGGUCAGUUUUCUUCCCAUAUCUAACUUUGCUCCAUAUGGAUGUUACUUUCCUAGUGUGACUAGCCUCCUCCUAGUUUGUGUACGCCCUUGUUUUUUUCUGAGGCUCAACACUAGAUGGAGCUGCUCACCUUUUGGGUGACACUGGGCAAAUCCUACCUCACUCAUAGUCUCAAUGUCUUGCCUGUGAGGAAGGCUUUAGAAUGAACACGGAGGACAGUCGACUCUGUGUGAAUCUUUCGCGGGUCUCGGUGCCAUGUAAUUACUAACAGAUCAUGGCCCCAGCUACAGGCUCCUACACUGUUGAUGGAUUGAAUAACAACUCCUAGAAGUGCAGAUGACUGGGCCAGUAAAACCACCCUUUCGUAAGUGUGCUGGUGUAGCGGCCCUGGUUCUGGCUGUGCUUUGUUAGCCCAAGGGUCACUGUCUUAAGCCACUUCAACUCAUCUCCUUUAAUCUGGAUGCUGCAGCUCUGAAUCAAUUAAAUCUGCUCUCUGCAGGACCUAAGAGCAGCCAGGAUAUUGGGAGUUAAUUGCUGGUGAGGAGCACAGACCUAACAGGUGUCUCACUGCACUGUCCUGUUUUCUCCAAAAAUAGGGUUACCAUAUUCAGACUUUUAAAAAAGAGGACACUCCAUGGGGCCCUGCCCCCGGCCCCGCUCCUUCC